UCCCCAAGGAGGAUGGGAUCUUGGUGCUGAGCCGCCACACCCUGGGCCUGGCCCUGCGGGAGCACCCUGCCCUGCUGGUGGAAUUCUGUGAGUGCUGGGGCCAGUGGGGCUGGGGACCGGCGGGGACCGGCAGAGCCCACCUGGGGGCCCCACCCUUUGCCGGCAAAUGCAGGGCAUGUGCCCAAGAGGGGCCUCCCCGCAGGCACUUGCCCCCACUGUGCCCAAGAGGGGCCUCCCCGCAGGCACUUGCCCCCACUGUGCCCAGGGUUUCUCUAGGAGGGGCCUGGGGGUCUGGUUGGGGCAGGCAGGAGCAGUGUGGUAGUACUGGGGGUACCCACAGGACUUGAGAACACCUGUGCCUCCCUGCUCGGCCAGCGGCCACGGUGCCAGAGUCACCACCUUGCCGGCCACUCCUCCAGCUGCCAGGGGCAUCCCACAGACUCUGCAGAGGCCCAGGCAGUGUCCAGGCUUUGGGGGCCCAUGGAGGUCCCUGACGUGUGUGCCCUGUGGUCUUUACGCAACCCUUGACACACAUAGGAACUGUUCUUGCCUAGGAGGCCUUCACAGGCAGCCACGUGGGCCCGGGAGCCCCAGCCAUACAAGGCACGAAAGGGAGGGGUCUUUUUAUUUUUAUUUUUUGAGAUGGAGUUUUGCUCUUGUUGCCCAGGCUGGAGUGCAAUGGCCCUAUCUCGGCUCACUGCAACCUCCGCCUCCCAGGUUCAAGCAAUUCUCCUGCCUCAGCCUCCCGAGUAGCUGGGAUUAUAGGCGUACGCAACCAAUCCCGGCUAAUAUUUUUUGUAUUUUUAGUAGAGAUGGAGUUUCUCCAUGUUGGUCAGGCUGGUCUCGAACUCCCAACCUCAGGUGAUACGCCCACCUCUGCCUCCCAAAGUGCUGGGAUUACUGGUGUGAGCCACCGAGCCUGGCUGUUGGGGGAGGGGGAUGGUCUUUCGAGCUCUCCCAAGCCUUACUGGUCCCUGUGCUGCAGCCUGGGGGGCCACGAAGAGGCACUGGUGCUCGGCUUGUCCACGGCCAGGGCUCAGGGCAGAAUGGAGCAGCACGCUUGUUCCCUGCUGGGUUGUCAGGUGUGGAGAGGGUGCUCCUGGGGUUGUGGUGGCCUGGGGCACUCACGGCCCCAUCCCCCAGAUGCCCCGUGGUGUGGGCACUGCCAGGCCCUGGCCCCCGAGUACAGCAAGGCAGCUGCCGUGCUCGCGGCCGAGUCAACGGUGGUCACGCUGGCCAAGGUGGACGGGCCCGCGCAGCGCGAGCUGGCUGAGGAGUUUGGUGUGACGGAGUACCCUACGCUCAAGUUCUUCCGCAACGGGAACCGCACGCACCCGGAGGAGUACACAGGACCACGGGACGCUGAGGGCAUUGCCGAGUGGCUGCGACGGCGGGUGGGGCCCAGUGCCACGCGGCUGGAGGACGAGGCGGCCGCCCAGGCGCUGAUCGGUGGCCGGGACCUAGUGGUCAUCGGCUUCUUCCAGGACCUGCAGGACGAGGACGUGGCCGCCUUCUUGGCCCUGGCCCAGGACGCCCUGGACAUGACCUUUGGCCUCACAGACCGGCCGCGGCUCUUUCAGCAGUUUGGUCUCAGCAAGGACACUGUGGUUCUCUUCAAGAAGUUUGACGAGGGGCGGGCAGACUUCGCCGUGGACGAGGAGCUUGGCCUGGACCUGGGGGAUCUGUUGCGCUUCCUGGUCACACACAGCAUGCGCCUGGUCACGGAGUUCAAUAGCCAGACGUCUGCCAAGAUCUUCGCGGCCAGGAUCCUCAACCACCUGCUGCUUUUUGUCAACCAGACGCUGGCUGCGCACCGGGAGCUCCUAGCGGGCUUUGGGGAGGCAGCUCCCCGCUUCCGGGGGCAGGUGCUGUUCGUGGUGGUGGACGUGGUGGCCGACAAUGAGCACGUGCUGCAGUACUUUGGCCUCAAGGCUGAGGCAGCCCCCACUCUGCGCUUGGUCAACCUUGAAACCACUAAAAAGUAUGCGCCUGUGGAUGGGGGCCCUGUCACCGCAGCAUCCAUCACUGCUUUCUGCCAUGCAGUCCUCAACGGCCAAGUCAAGCCCUAUCUCCUGAGCCAGGAGAUACCCCCUGAUUGGGAUCAGCGGCCAGUUAAGACCCUCGUGAGCAAGAAUUUUGAGCAGGUGGCUUUUGACGAAACCAAGAAUGUGUUUGUCAAGUUCUAUGCCCCGUGGUGUACCCACUGCAAGGAGAUGGCCCCUGCCUGGGAGGCAUUGGCUGAGAAGUACCAAGACCACGAGGACAUCAUCAUUGCUGAGCUGGAUGCCACGGCCAACGAGCUGGAUGCCUUCGCUGUGCACAGCUUCCCUACCCUCAAGUACUUCCCAGCAGGGCCAGGUCGGAAGGUAUGGCGGACAGGUGGCUGGGGAGGAAGCCAGGGUGCCAUCUUGCUGGGCGGGGGGCUGGGCCCGUGUCCUCCAGAUUCCCCUGCCUCUUCUCAGGUGAUUGAAUACAAAAGCACCAGGGAUCUGGAGACUUUCUCCAAGUUCCUGGACAAUGGGGGCGUGCUGCCCAAGGAGGAGCCCCCGGAGGAGCCAGCAGCCCCAUUCCUGGAGCCACCGGCCAACUCCACUAUGGGGUCCAAGGAGGAACUGUAGCUGCCCCCGUCACCCCCCCCCCUUCACUGCUGGACAGGAGCCACCCCCUUGGGUACCAGAGGGAGCUGUGCACUGUGAAUAAAGAAAGAGCUUGGUUCUGGA
Pan troglodytes (chimpanzee) is the source of this 2720-nucleotide messenger RNA. It is a transcript of the gene PDIA2, whose product is annotated as protein disulfide isomerase family A member 2. Bases 813 to 2618 code for a protein of 601 amino acids. Gene Ontology annotation, molecular function: protein disulfide isomerase activity. Gene Ontology annotation, cellular component: endoplasmic reticulum. Lineage: Eukaryota; Metazoa; Chordata; Mammalia; Primates; Hominidae. The transcript is spliced from 9 exons. Gene Ontology annotation, biological process: protein folding; response to endoplasmic reticulum stress. The record is from RefSeq and is a predicted model, not a curated record.